CGUGAUCCAGGGCGGCCGUGUAGGGGAGAUAGCGAGAUCCUAGCUCCGCGCUUCUAGGUUUGUGGCAGCGAUUUCGAUACGGCAUUGGGAUAGAGUGAUGGAUUUGCCGUGCGCGAGCCGGGAUUUCGCAAUGGCCGAGUGACGGCGCGCAGAUCUUGGCCAGGAAUCUCAGGCGGAUCUUGGCCAGUAGAAUCGGUAGCGCGCGAUGGAAGAUCAUCGGCUGCCUACGAAGAUCGCGAAAUGGCUCUUCAAGCACGGCCAGUGCAACGGGUCGGCUGUGGUGUCGCCAUUUCCAGUAGAUGGGAAUUCCGGGGAAGAGCUGAGUCACCGGGCUCGCAGAAGGCUUGGCAAGCGAGGCGAGGAGAAGCUUAUAGGGAUCCUUGGAGCUGAGAAUCACGAAGAGCGACGGCAAAUCAGAGCUUUCUUGGCGCAGCAGCUCAUUAGAGACGAUGACAUGGAUACAACUGAUGAGAGCUCCGAGUUUGAUCGGCUAGAGCGGAGAAGCCCGCUCCAUGCUGCCUUCAGGCCUAGAGCGCCAGUCAGAAGCGGUGGAACUACUCCUCCUCGAUUUUCCAGGCCAGCUUUCCAGCGUCAAGAAGGUUCCUCCAGUGCCACUACUAGCAGCAGCUACACAAGGAGUGACUUGUCGAGUGUUCUUCAGUACGAGAGAACGCCGCCAUUGUCACCCUCGAGCGUCUACUCGGGUCAGUCACCUUCGCCUUCUUCUUACCAACAUCACAGCCGAGAAAGAGUCCGUGGCAGCCAUCUCCAAUCGCUUUUGUGUCCUCGGCCACUUCCUCUAUAUCCUUCGAGCCAGCAGCAGCAGUUCCAUCAUUCCAGGGGCUAUCCAGGUGCUCCCAGGAACGUCUUCACGAACCACCUUUACUCUCCAGUUGGUGCUGCUGGCUCUGACGAGGAAGGGAUUUUUGCAAGGGCGUACCAAGAUCCUCCGAGGCGUUCUUUCACUCAACCAGCCAGGCCAUCGGUGACUUUCGGAUUCUCGGAGCCCCAGUCUCCCUACAUGUCUCCUCGGAUGAACAUGACGCAUCAGUCUCCAUAUCCGGCUUACUGUCCCUCACCUCGCCCGAGAGUCGUCCUCUGCGAGAAGCUCGGCUGUGGUUCUUACUCGGUCGUCUACAGAGGAGAAAACACACAAACGGGCCAACAAGUCGCAGUGAAGGUUCUCCAUGACGACGAAAGGUUAUCACCAAAGGAAGUUUCUGUUCUAAGUCGGCUUGAUCACGAGCACAUUGUCAAGUACAUCGGGACCACGACACUGGGAGACGGCAGAGCUGGCAUUCUGCUAGAACUCAUGAAGUGCUCUCUCGCAUCGGUGAUAAAGGAGUCGAAUGGACUGGACGAAAGUAAACUUCGUGUUUACACGCGACAAAUUCUCAGUGGACUGGAGUAUCUCCAUCGCAUGAACAUCGUUCACAGGGAUGUCAAGUGUGGAAAUAUUUUACUGGACCCCAACGGGAAAGCCAAGCUCGCAGAUUUUGGUCUUGCAAAGAAGAUUGAUUAUUCGGUUGCAAAGUCGUGCAAGGGAACUUUUGUUUACAUGGCUCCAGAGGUUCUCUUGACAGAAGGAACCUACGGUCUCGCCGCGGACGUGUGGAGCUUGGGAUGCACAGUGAUCGAAAUGGCGUGUGGAAAGCCGCCGUGGAGCGGUUUCGGGAUGAUGCCAUUCUACGAGAGAAUGAGAGACGGCUGCUCCCCACCGAUUCCUCCCAAGAUGAGCACCGAGGCCGUGAGUUUCAUCAAGCUCUGCCUGACCAGAGACCCGAGACGAAGACCCAGCGCUGCGGCACUGCUAUCGCAUCCCUUCUUCCAAGAACGCUCUCUCAAAGUGUAAAAUAUGAAAUAAUAAAACCUCCACUCCCUCAAAUUACAAAUUG
Messenger RNA from Selaginella moellendorffii, 1895 nucleotides. Its product is annotated as mitogen-activated protein kinase kinase kinase 3. Lineage: Eukaryota; Viridiplantae; Streptophyta; Lycopodiopsida; Selaginellales; Selaginellaceae. Gene Ontology annotation, molecular function: protein kinase activity; ATP binding. Gene Ontology annotation, biological process: protein phosphorylation. The coding region runs from base 206 to 1852 and encodes 548 amino acids. The transcript is spliced from 8 exons. The record is from RefSeq and is a predicted model, not a curated record.